Emys orbicularis (European pond turtle) is the source of this 1752-nucleotide messenger RNA. It is a transcript of the gene HPSE2, whose product is annotated as heparanase 2 (inactive). NCBI's taxonomy places the organism in Eukaryota, Metazoa, Chordata, Testudines, Emydidae. Bases 4 to 1752 code for a protein of 582 amino acids. Gene Ontology annotation, molecular function: hydrolase activity, acting on glycosyl bonds. The record is from RefSeq and is a predicted model, not a curated record. The transcript has 12 exons. Gene Ontology annotation, biological process: extracellular matrix organization. Gene Ontology annotation, cellular component: membrane; extracellular matrix.
AGCAUGCCCCAUCCCAGCUCCUGCCCCCCGGGGGUCCUCGCCCUCCUGGCCCCUUGGCUGGCUCUGAUGGCGCACCUCUCCCUUUCCUCCCAAGCCGGGGACAGGAGAGCGGUCCCCGCAGAGAAACCUCCAGGAGUGAAGGGACGGACUCUCAUUCUUCUGGAUGUGAACACCAAGAGCCCUGUCAGGAUAACCAGUGAGAACUUCCUCUCCUUGCAGCUGGACCCGUCCAUCAUCCAUGAUGGCUGGCUCGAUUUCUUAAGCUCCAGGCGCCUGGUGACCCUGGCCCGGGGCCUGGCUCCCGCCUUUCUGCGCUUCGCGGGGAAGAGAACCGAUUUCCUGCAGUUCCAGAACCUGAAGAACCCGGCCAAGAGCCGCGGGGGGCCCGGCCCGGACUAUUACCUCAAGAACUACGAGGACGACAUUGUCCGCAGCGACAUUGCCCUGGAUAAGCAGAAAGGCUGUAAGAUUGCCCAGCACCCAGACAUUAUGUUGGAACUGCAGCGAGAAAAGGCAGCGCAGAUGCAUUUGGUUUUGUUAAAGGAGCAGUUCUCAAACACAUACAGCAACCUCACGUUAACAGCCAGGUCUCUAGACAAACUCUAUAACUUCGCCGACUGCUCUGGCCUCCACCUGGUCUUUGCGCUGAAUGCCCUGCGCCGAAAUCCAAAUAACUCCUGGAACAGCUCCAAUGCACUCAGCCUGCUGAAGUACAGUGCCAGCAAGAAAUACAACAUCUCCUGGGAGCUGGGCAACGAGCCCAACAACUAUCGGACGUUGACUGGCCGUACCGUGAAUGGCAGUCAGCUGGGGAAGGACUAUCUCCAUCUGAAGAGUCUGCUGCAGCUUAUCCGCCCCUACGCCAGAGCCAGCCUCUAUGGGCCCAACAUUGGGCGGCCCAGAAAGAACGUCAUCGCUCUCCUGGAGGGGUUCAUGAAGGUGGCUGGCCGCACAGUGGAUGCUGUUACCUGGCAACAUUACUACAUUGAUGGCCGAGUGGCCAAAGUGACGGACUUCCUGAAAACACGCCUGUUAGACACGCUCUCUGACCAGAUCAGGAAAAUCCAGAAAGUGGUAAAUACCUAUGCACCUGGGAAGAAGAUCUGGCUUGAAGGUAUUGGAGCCACCUCAGCUGGAGGCCCGAACAAUCUCUCGGAUUCAUACGCUGCUGGAUUCCUGUGGCUGAACACCUUGGGCAUGUUGGCCAACCAGGGCAUUGAGGUGGUGAUGCGACACUCGUUCUUUGACCAUGGACAUAAUCACCUUGUGGACCAGAACUUUAACCCUUUGCCGGAUUACUGGCUCUCGCUCCUGUACAAGCGCCUAGUUGGGCCCAAGGUGCUGGCCGUCCACGUGGCAGGGCUCCAGAGGGAGCCGCGCCCCGGCAGGGUUAUUCGGGACAAGCUCCGUAUCUACGCUCACUGCACCAGCUCCCACAACCACAAUUAUGUCCGAGGAUCCAUCACCCUCUACAUCAUCAACCUGCAUCGCUCCCGGAAGAAAAUCAAGCUGGUGGGGACGCUGCGAGAUAAGAUUGUUCACCAGUACCUGCUGCAGCCGCAUGGCAAGGACGGGCUUCACGCCCGGUCCGUGCAGCUCAACGGGCAGCCGCUGGCCAUGGCGGAUGAUGGGAUGCUUCCUGAGCUGAAACCUCGCCCCCUUCGUGCUGGCCGCACCCUGGUCGUCCCACCACUGACCAUGAGCUUCUAUGUGGUGAAGAACGUUCACGCCCUGGCCUGCCGGUACCGAUAG